Molecule: messenger RNA, 966 nt
Organism: Aspergillus calidoustus
Lineage: Eukaryota; Fungi; Ascomycota; Eurotiomycetes; Eurotiales; Aspergillaceae
Source: the annotation of a GenBank genome assembly
AUGGCACCCAAGAAACCCGGAGUCAAUGGCAAGAAGGGCAAGAAGAACGGCAUCAAGCAAUCUACGUCUUCACUUCAUGUUGCUCAGACCCCGUCUCAUCUGCCUUCGACCUACAUGGCUGCGACGGAUGUCUAUGGUUCAGGCAAGAAAAGAAAGGGUGGAACCUGUGCCGUUGCCUGCUUCGCAGUGUUUACGUAUAUAGCUGCCAUUGUCCUUGGGGUCUUUGGGGCUCUCGGCUGCAUCAACAGCUCCUCAGCACUCAAGGGCGUAUACAUCGCCGAGCUGCAUACCAACGACACCUACGACUUCUCCCUCCGCUUCGGCUACUUUGGCGGCUGCGUAACAGUAACCCAACCCUCAAUGGAAACCUCCAGCAGCGGAAACCGCUCCUCACGCAUCGCAACCAACUGCCUCGUCUCCCUCCGCGACCAAGACCUCGCCGACGUCUCCGAAUCCCUCUGGGAAGGCCUCGACCUCAAUUCGAGGAGCACAGCCGAAUACGUGCAGGACCAACUAAACACCACCCUCCCCAUCGUCGACCACCUGCAAGACGACGUCUUCCACUGGCCCGUUCCCGUCAUCCACGUCGCCCUCUUCACGCUCAGCGGGGCGACGCUCUUUGCUGCAUGCACGGGGUCAUCGAGACGAAGGGCCUGGAAGGGUGUUCUGGUGUUGAUUUUGGCGCUCAGUGCGUUUUCGCUUGCGUUGUCGCUCGCAACGGCUCUGCGGACGUUGUCGUCUAUGAAUGCUAUAUUGGAGGGGUCGCUUUCGAGGGAUGAGUUGGAGAUUGGGGAUGGGGUGUAUCUCUCCCGCGGGAUUACGUUGCAGGCGAUGCAGACGGGGUUGGUGGUUGUUGUUACGCUGUUUUAUGUUUAUGGGCGUGUUAGAACGACCGAGGGCGUUGCGUUUUUCCAGAUGUUUCAGAAUGCUGGGGUGGGGUGGAGGGAGAAGGCGAGGUGGAGAUAG